CUCUGGCGCCGUGCCGCCGACAGGCGCAUCGGAGACGUAAACAAAGGACGGCGUUCGUGCUCUGGCUUGCUGCUCAGGGUGCUGCACAGGAGAAAUAUCACGUGGUAAUAUCAAGUUGUGGAAGCAGAGCCAAGUGUGACAGUGACUGGAGGACUAUGAUCGGGAAACCACCAUUUUUCAAGCACGAGCUACUAGAUUAUAUCGACCAUGUCAUAAUCGGGAACCCAUAUGUGAAGGCCGUCCGCGCGAUCCGCUACAUUGGCACGCGAACUCUACAUCAUGUUUGGACAACGGAAAUUUGAACACGCAGAAGCGGACGUACGACUACCGUAGCGACAGAAGCAUACAUGUGCGCCGCCGCCGCCGGUUCGAAACAGGCGCGUCGAAUGAACGCGAAAACGUGCAUUGCAGCCCUCUCGCGAAGUGGGAUUUGCUUUUGUGUGUUUGUAAUGACACUGAAACUAUUCACAUUUAAGAGCGCGACAUGAAUACAUUUCGCUCACGCAUGUACCCGCCGAUUUGUUGAUCGGGGUGACGGUAGCUUGUGGUUUUGUGCUGUUGGUUUGUGAUUGUUCGCGCCGUUGACGCCGCCGGUCAAAGUUUUUUUGGCGCGCACGUCUACGGUAGCAGACGACAACAACAGUUCUUAUAAAAACUCGUAGAAUGAUGAUGAUAAUCAACUUGAGGAAGUAGCAUUCCCCUUGGGACAUUCACCGCUUGUACAAAUUAUGAAGAUUACACGGGUACGAUUGUGUGAAGUGAAUUUCAGCGGUACCUGUUGUGUGUGGAUGUUGACAAUGAUGUGUUGUUGUUUUAUUGCUGAUGUAUGCACAGCUACUUUAGAAUGACAAAUACUGCCAUGACAGUGAGUGGUGAUGUGUAGAGCUGGGAUUAGCGGGACAAAUGCUUUUCCUGAAAUUGGGACAAAAGCAGGUCAGGAAACGCCGAAAAAUCGGGACAGUUUCCCGGACGUCUUGCCCGUGUCUGAGUAUGUCAAAAAUGCUUUUAUUAGCUUUAGGUUAUUUUAACUUGUUUUGCAUCACCGAAACCGGCAGCUAACAGACAGAAGGCGACAGGGAAGAAGAAGAGAAAAGAAGCGGAGGGUUUUGAGAUACAGCGAUUUCCCGAGACCUUCCCCUUAACAGCUGCCACUGUAAAACGAUGAUGAUUCGAGCUUUUAUUUAGUUAUUUUUUUUUUGCGCAUCGGCAACAAAAACGUCGUAAUGCGCCACAACAGUGAUAGUGAUGUGACUAGUUAAAAUUAAACAUAAUUAGUGGGAAAAAGUAUGAAGCUUUAGAACAUUUUUAAAAUUGCAAUAUCUGCGAAGAAGCUAAUAACUCUGCUAAAAGGCGUUAUCACUUCAUCACCAUGCAAUAGGGCUAGGAUGAUGAGGUAAAUAACGUGCAUGAAACUGUCUGGCCUCUUAUUGACGGCAUGAAAUGAGCAUGUAAAUGACAGAGAGAAGUUCACUGAGGCGGUUCCUCUCUGCGAAGUGAAAACCCGUGGGUGAUGAAUGUAUGUCCUAUGCGUAGCCUUGAUAAUAUCGCAUUCACCAGACGAUUUUCUGAGCACUCUCCAUGACGUUGGAUGUUCAGUUUACUCAAAAGGAGCUUGUGUGUGGGUGUCCCAGAAGUUUUGCCUGCUUGUAUACAUUGAUUUCUUUAGUGCAGAUGCAAUCUCCUGUAGGGGUAAUUCAAACGGGGCAACACCACUUGUAACUACAGCUGCAGCAGCCUUGUGUGGUAGUUCAUUGCCCUGUAUGCCAAUGCGGCUGGGAACCCAGCACAGAAUUACAGAAUAGCCUCUCUUGUGUAUCGUGUGGGCUAUGUACUGUGCUCAUUGCACAAGAAACUUAUUUUGCUUGUGCAUGCUACAGAUAGCAUUAAGGGAACUCAGGGAAUCUGUGUUUACUACUGCUGAUUUUAUGCAACCUUCAUGAUGACGAUGAUUAGUAUUUUUAUGGCGCAGCAGCGACGAAGGCUUUAUGCAACCUUCAAUAAUUUAUAAAUUGUAUCGAUUGUAAUAAUUUACUUUAUCUAUUAUAAUAAUAAUUUAUGCUAUUAUCCUUGCGCAUGUACCAGAAACCAUGGCACAAGUAACUCCCGCACUAGGCUUUGACCCAUCCAUGUACACCUCAACGUGAUCCCCAAACGUUUGCUUCAAAUGUGCAAACUCUUGUUCUAGUACAGACAUGGCAGUGUUACGUUUGCUGCAUUUCGUCAGUGUAGUGCCAGAUUUGGGGGGUGGUUCCCGGGGUGGGAUCCUUUUACUACGUUCUACAACUAGGGAAUUGAAUAAGAGAAAUCGUGAAACUCAGUGUCGCACGCAAGUCGCAUACAGAAUGGUGGAACGACUAAUCGCUUGUUAACAAAGAGCAGUUCGAACGGUGUGCUUGUAACACAAGGUAGUGCAAGGUGCUGUGGUUGACUUCUUAUACUCAGCGCAUAACAUGUCCGCAGUAAAAUACGAUGGCGGAUUCAGGUGAUCAUUUUAUAGCAACACGGCCUAGCGGUCAGAAAUUGCAAGGACGGUGCCCGUGUCGGAUCACGUGACCGCUGCCAUCCGAACACGAGUGCCAGAAAUCUAGCGGUUUUAGUUGCUAGGAUCACGCUAAUCUAAUCGCUGUCACUCGUGUUUGGGUUCCGUCGCCUGCUAACCGACGUGAACUUGGACGUGCGGCCCAAUGAGGGCACUCGCCACCCUCGCGAUGUGGAUGGGAUGACAGCGGAUAUAGUUGGGCAGUCCGCUGCCCAGUCGAUUCGAGGCCGUGCGGCAAAGUACUAUCUGGCAAAGUACUCGCGCUCGGAAAGUGGCACGCGAACAUGCGAGAUCUGGCACCGUUGGCGAGAACAGGCGGGAUCUGGCAAGAGAAGUGUUGUGACAUGGUCGCUAUUAUCCAGUAGGGCAUGGUUUGAUGGUAUGCAAUUUUGAUGUUCGCUUGAUUGAAGUGAAUUUGAAAUCUUGGGCUUGAGUUUAGACCAUAAUGGAAAGGGCUCGACUUUAGAUAAGUGACCUGGCCAUUCUGCAGGUUGGUAAGAUGUAAAGGGCCGAAAGUCAUGCACUAAUCGCAUCGAUUUCUCAUCUGGUCUCAUGUGCCGUAGCGCACGCACCAAUAUUUUAUUUACUGGUAUAUUUAUUUUGUAUUUGUAGUACUUCUGUCGAUUGACUCGUCAUGGAAGGAGAGACAUACAAAUGCAUGAAUAAGAACUGUGCACAUAUUCCAGCACCAGUACACUGAACCCUCGUUAAUAUGACACCCGAUAAUCUGACAUACGCGCUUUACGACCAUACUCCUGGGGAACAAUGCAGUGAAACCUCUGCAAAUCCCGCCCCGUUAAUAUGAAAAAUUCCACAUUAUGACCAAAAUUUUCGGGAGCGACCAUGGUCGUAAUAACGAGGGUCAACUGUAAACAUAGCAGUACAACAAAGACAAAAAGCGAGAAAGAAAACACUAUGCCAACAAACAAAUUUGUGCUCAAAAUAUAUGUAUAUAUCUAUAUAAAAAAGGAAAACACAAUCAUGAGUUGUGACAAAAGCUACUAAUGCAUGAAACACAAGGCACAUGAAACACGGCAACUAAUGCAUGAAACACAAGAAGGGAGGUAGUCGCAAUCAGAGGCCGUCUGGUGCAACUUAUUCAAUUCAUCCAUGGUCUUCAGGAAAAAGGAGUACCGUAAGCAAUGUUUGUUUUGAAGCGAUUUUGCACUUAAUGUUUGUAGUGUUUUCUGCGACGACUACCAGUGUCAGAAAGUUUCAAGUGCUUGGCCUUGGGAAUGCAAGUUUCGUUGUUAAAUAUGGACCGAAGAAUUUUUAGGCACAUUAUUUUGUUUCUUACAUGAAGGUUCGGAAGCCCUGUCGACUGGAGCAUUUUAGUUGGUGAGUCAAAACAGGAAAAUUUGUUGUACACUAAGCGAAUAGCUCGGCUUUGAAUCUUUGAUAUUGAAGGAGGUGUAAUCACAACAAGUUCACGUGAGUACAUUUGUUACUGCGUGUACAAUGCCUGCUGUUUGUUGUUGUUGUUGAUGAUGAUGAUGGUGAUUGGAGCUUUAAUGGCGUAUCGACAACACAGGUCAGUGUCUGCUUGUGCCUCAAAGAUUAUUUAUGGUUGUUAAAAUAUAGACCUGUAUGUCGUAGUCACUGUUAAUCGAUCUCCCAUUUCUGCGACUACGUUCCGAGAAGCGCUCGGCUAUCGGGGAACAGUGAAAGCAGUACUGGACUGGUCGAUUGUCAUUGUGGGGAUGGCCGGGUGUUGGCAAGGCAUCACUUGUUGAUAACACGUGCGGAAAAAAAAAUGAGGAGGCUGGAGCGCUAUGAAAGAAGUCUGCUUGUCUGAGACUUGCAUGAACGAUUUCCUUGGGCUUUUUUCAUUCCACUUGGGCCGUUGCACAUAUAGGUAUUGUCAAUAAAUGAUACCAUACCUACAACCGACCACCCCUAAAGAGACGGUCGACGGCUCCAUUGCUAUUUCCACUGUACUCCGAUAGUCGGGAGCUUAGCGGAGCGAGGCCACGAAAAUGGGAGAUUGGUUAACAGUGGCCAUUAUGGCGAUUAUGCACACAACACUUAAGCAAGAGGGGUACGUCCUUCUUGAUAGUUUUUAGUCAAAAUUUGAAUCUCUGCUUUCAAAUUUAGGAAAUACAUGUGUGGUGUACGUAAUCAUAUCACAAAUAAAUGUUGGCACAAAGCGUACCUUACCUUGCGGCUUAGUAAGUACCGUGAAUACACAUUUUUUAUACACUAAUAGCUUGUUUCUGCCCGACUUUCCAGAGCCCAACAGCCGCGGUGGUUGUAAAUUACGGGAGUGACAAAAGCUCAGCGACUGUGCCUACCCCGUCCGUAUCAAUGGUGAAAUUAUUUCUUUGGGAUCAGUGCCAGUGCUACGGGAACAGGGGCAAUUGCCCCCUCCCACCCCUCACCAUGAACCCACUUGAGGGGCUGCCAAAAAGACACCUUUCGGGAAGUCUGCGCUUUAGGGCGACAUUAAGAGAGAAAGAAAAUCAAGAAUACGGGGCGGGAGGGGGCGGUGCAAAUUUUCCCUUUUGCUCCCCCAGAAGGCGAAAAGUAGACACCGACCCUGUUCAGGACCAAAAGGAGUCAGUGAGGACUUCAUCAACUGCAUUGCUCCUUUUUUUCUGUUUCAUGUAAAGCAUCCAUGUAAGCACAUAUUUCUGAACUUAGGAAGUGUACCAUGAUUGUACGCAUAUUUUAGGCAUACGUGAAUAUGCCAUAUAAACAUGUCAGACAACAUGACUGUGCAUGUAUCGCACGUUAACUAGGUUCAAAGCGUGCUUCCUUGAGCAAUGUACGUUAAAUCUGCCUCGAAAAAUUGAUUAUGCGGGAUUUUUUUACUAUGUGCGAUAUCAGCUGGGCGAAAUCAGAUGAACCAACUGCAAAGCAGCUGGGAAUUUUCGUUACAUGAGAGGAUUAUAAAGAGUAGCUGCUUACCGGCGUUCCAGUCAUUUUUGCACUGUUCAAAUAAGGAUAGUUCAGGGUACAAACAUUGUAUGACAACAGAGUUUUGUAAUAUCUCUGCAGUAUGUAUUACAUCAUAACUAUAUUUUUGAUGGAGUCCAUAUCUAAACUCAUAAAAACUUAUUGCACUGCAGUGUGCUUGUAUCAUAGAAAGUGUAUGCCAACACAUUCAACAUUGACUCCAGUUUGUGUGUAUUUCCAUGAGUGUAUUGCCAAUGUUAUCUUUGUCCGUAAUAUAUGAAUUACUUUUGACCUCUGUAUUGGAUGAGUGGGGGAGUUUACGCAUAUUGAAUUGUGAAGUGGCUCAUUAUUUCAUUCCCCACAUCCCCACCAACAAUGGGGUAGAGUAUCGCCCCUGGUGAUAAAACCCCCCACUCAUCGUCUCGGAAGAAAGGUUUCUAUUUUGGGGGGAUUUUUUUAGGAUAAGGUUGGUAUGAUACUCGCCAGUAGUUUGCCCUGUAUGUGUGCAUCUUGUAACCUAAUGUUACAUGUGUUGGAUCAUUAUUUUUUUGUUAUUUGUACAAGGUGCUCGGAGGAAUGCUCUAGCAAAUUGGUUCAGCUACAAUAGUGAUACGUCCUUUUCGUGUUUGCACAUCCUGAACAGCUUUUUACACACAUGUUAGUUAUCUUAGAAUCAUUGGUGUUUCACACAACCAUCUUAAGUGUUUUGUUAUUUGUUAUUACCUUAAGACGUUCAAAUCGUUUGCUGUGUGAUAGUUACCCAUCAUACUUCUUUUCACGUGCAUGUGUGACACAGCUAUGUAAUUUUUGUGGGUUUCCCGACAAAUGUGUACGUUGAAUUUACUCAGUGUUUGUUAUUGCCGCUGCAUUCGUAUUGUCACCUUCUAAUACUCAGUACAAUAAAUAUUCGGUGGCAAGUGAGAGUAAGGAUAGGGUGCAGGAAGGCUUCAGGAGCAAGUUUCAUCAUGAUUUAGGAAAACUGGAUGUAGGAAAUGCGGAGGCAGCAAAUGUAUAUUUUGCACUCGUUCAAUAUAGCUGUACGAUCACAGAGUCAAAUCCGAUAUGGUUCUUUGUGGAACCAUUCCAGGGAAUAUCACUUUGUCCGUAGGGAGCACCUUCCGAGUGUUCCAGGCUGCACCCGCAUAAAAGUAAAAAUACAAACCCUCUAUGGGUUCGGUCAUCAACCACUGAAAGGUUUAAUGAAGAACCCUUUACGAAAUUCUUUACAAUGGGUUCAAGUUAGCAUCCCCGCCCCUACGGACACAGCUAGAAAACCACCAAAGGGUUCAGGUUGACGUUAAAGGCGGUAAAACGCCCCACUGGAGGGGACACACAAAGUUGGUAGUUUUAGAGCACGGUUUUCAUCCCUGUGUCAGAUUGACUCUUUUUGUUCUCAGAGUGCAUAACAUCUAUUUCCUAGUUUAACUACGACAUACUUUAUCGAUGGUAUUACUCGUAGCGUAGGUUGUAAUCUAUAUUGUGUGCCGUUUUUCUGUAGCGGAGUCCUCCAGGAUGGUGAGGAGGUCGAAAAGGAUGAGAGAAUGCGAGACAAAGAGGCCGCUGUCAGCAGCAGUUGUUGCUGAACCGCAGGUGGACAUCGGUAAUGGGGUGCUUGUCGGCAGCCACCAUUUAACCUACUUGAAGAGUCGCUACGCUGGCCAAGCCACUAAGUUUGCGAGGGCACUUUUGCGAGCCCUGUUCACGCCAGAGGAGCUGAAGGGGAAGUCUCUAUUUGGCAUGCGUUGCAACGCUUACAAGGACAAGGAAGUAAAAGAUGCACUUGACAGGAGUCGUGUAACUGCACUGAUCGCCUACACAAUGGUUACGUUCAACCUUCAAGACGACUGCAAGCUGAAGAACACCCUGUCCAGCUUAUUGGUGCGGGAGUGCAAAUAAAAACUGGAUUCUCUGAAAUUAC
Messenger RNA from Ornithodoros turicata, 7352 nucleotides. RefSeq lists its product as uncharacterized. Lineage: Eukaryota; Metazoa; Arthropoda; Arachnida; Ixodida; Argasidae. The record is from RefSeq and is a predicted model, not a curated record. Bases 6947 to 7330 code for a protein of 127 amino acids. Gene Ontology annotation, molecular function: DNA binding. The transcript is spliced from 4 exons.